AUGGCUGUGGUGAGUCCUGUGCCUGCAACAACACAAAGGAUGGGUUCUGUGAGGUCACCUUCUGACGUUGGUGGGGAAAUUUUUGAGGAGCCUAAUCCAGGUGUGGUUGAUGAGCCAAUCUAUGUUGCUGUGACAAAAGAAGUGAAGGAAAGCAAAUUAAAUCUGAUAUGGGCAAUACAGCACUCCGGUGGAAAGAGAAUUUGCAUUCUUUAUGUUCAUGUUCGUGCAUCAAUGAUCCCCCUACCUGAACUAACUCAACUUGGGCUCAGUGUAACUGUUUGUAAUACAAUGGAUUUGACUCUUCUAAAGGUGGUGCACUCUAAAGUGCACUCAUUAUUGCCAAUUAGAAAUGAUAUGACGUUGUUCGGUAGCAGUUGUCAAAAUGACCACUUGUUGUAUUGGUUUAUUGCUGACGUAGCUGUUAUCAGGAAACAAAUGGGAGGUAGAUUCCCUGUAAGUGCACUAAAAGAGGAGCAGGUUCAAUCAUAUUGGGAAGAAGAAAGGCAAGGCAUGCGUAGGACUCUGGACGAAUAUCUUCGAAUCUGUCAACGGAUGGGGGUGCGAGCAGAGAAACUGGCUAUUGAAAUGGAUAGCAUUGAAAAAGGAAUUUUAGAGCUUAUAUCUCAACACAACAUCCAAAAGCUUGUAAUGGGAGCAGCUUCUGAUAAGUACUAUAAUAGGAGAAUGGUGGACCUUAGAUCUAGGAAAGCUAUCUAUGUGAGUAAACAAGCUCCACCUUCUUGUCACAUACAGUUUGUCUGCAAAGGGCACCUUAUACACUCAAGGGAUCUCAGUUUGGAGGAAGGUAAUGCAGAGGUUGCUUCUCCUUUGGUGCAGCAAGUGCCUGCACCAAACUCUGUGAGAACUUUGAGAUCUCAAUCUGUCACACUGGGGCAAGAUCGCGGAGCAAAUCUAACUAAUCAUGCUCUAGAUUUGUUACGUAGAGUAAGGUCUGCCAAUGAACAUGGAGCAAGUUUUGUGGCUGUUUCUUCUCCAGAAGAAAGUGAAGGGUUUUCAACUCCACGGGACAGGAUGGGUACAAAAGUAAGUUCUGAUGAAUCAGAUAGGCUGUCAAGGAUGAGUCCUUCCAGUUUGUCAACAUGCUCUGAUAGUACAGUUGAGCUAGCUUUGGCCCCAAGAUUGAUUACUGAAAGCAGUGAGAAUGCACUAGAGUUGACUUUGAGUCAGCUGGUUAUGGAGGAUCUCCAUCAUUCAUCCCCUUCUAGUACACUGGAUGGUGGAAUGGAUGAUACUAUCUACGACCAGCUUCAACAGGCUAUGGCUGAGGCUGAGAAUGCUUCGCUAAAUGCGUAUCAGGAAACUGUAAGGCGUAGGAAAGCUGAAAAAGAUGCAUUUGAAGCUAUACGCAAGGCUAAAGCUUCUGAAAGCUUAUAUACAGAGGAGUUGAACCUGAGGAAAAUGGCAGAGGAAGAACUUAGGAAAGAAAAAGAAGAACUUGAGAAUGUGAAGGGGCUGAGAGACAAGGUUAAGGAAGAACUCCGCCUUGCCCUAGAUCAGAAGGCAACUCUAGAGAGUCAAAUUUCAUCAUCUGAACUUGUCAUAAAGGAGCUGGAGCAGAAGAUCGUAUCUGCUGUGGAUCUGUUACAAAGCUACAAGAAUGAACGUGAGGAAUUGCAGAUGCAGUGCGAUAAUGCAUUGAGAGAAGCUGAAGAGUUGAGGAAAAAGCAAGGAGAGGCCUCAUGCACCCAUGUGUCUCAAUUUUUCUCUGAAUUCUCUUUUUCAGAGAUUAAAGAAGCAACAAGUAACUUCAAUCCAUCCUUAAAAAUUGGAGAAGGUGGAUAUGGAAGUAUAUUUAAAGGUAUCUUGAGAUACACUGAGGUGGCUAUAAAAAGGUUGCACUCCAACAGCAUGCAAGGACCCUUGGAAUUUCAACAGGAGGUUGAUGUGUUGAGCAAGCUAAGGCAUCCCAAUCUUGUCACACUCAUAGGAGCCUGCCCAGAAUCAUGGGCUCUUGUCUAUGAGUAUUUACCCAAUGGAAGUCUCGAAGACCGCCUUGCCUGCAAGGAUAACACCUCUCCGUUGUCGUGGCAAACUCGAAUUCGCAUUGCUGCUGAACUAUGCUCUGCCCUCAUCUUUCUCCAUUCCAGUAAACCUCACAGCAUAGUGCAUGGUGACUUGAAACCCUCCAACAUUCUUCUCGAUGCAAACCUUAUUAGCAAGCUUAGCGACUUUGGAAUCUGUCGAAUAUUAUCAAACUUCGAGAGUUCUAGUACCAAUUCUACACAGUUUUGGAGAACUGACCCAAAGGGAACAUUUGUCUACAUGGAUCCUGAAUUCCUUGCCUCAGGGGAACUUACUCCAAAGUCAGAUGUUUAUUCAUUUGGAAUUAUAUUGUUGAGAUUAUUGACUGGGAGACCAGCCUUGGGAAUAAUAAAGGAAGUGAAAUAUGCAUUAGAUACUGGAAAGUUGAAAUCCCUAUUGGAUCCUUUGGCUGGAGACUGGCCAUUUGUGCAAGCUGAACAAUUGGCUCGCUUGGCUUUGAGAUGUUGUGAUAUGAAUCGAAAGAACCGGCCAGAUCUUUAUUCAGAUGUCUGGAGGGUCCUUGAGGCAAUGAGAGUUUCUUCUGGAGGCACAAACACCUUUGGACUAAGUUCUGAAGAGCUCUCACAACCUCCAUCAUAUUUUAUUUGCCCGAUCUUCCAGGAAGUCAUGCGAGACCCACAUGUGGCUGCAGAUGGUUUUACGUAUGAAGCUGAAGCUAUACGAGGAUGGCUUGAUGGUGGUAACGACAACUCACCAAUGACUAAUAGUAAGCUUGCACAUCACAAUCUUGUUGCCAAUCGUGCUCUUCGCUCUGCAAUCCAGGAUUGGCUUCAAAACCACUGA
Messenger RNA from Sphenostylis stenocarpa, 2847 nucleotides. The record is from the annotation of a GenBank genome assembly. Lineage: Eukaryota; Viridiplantae; Streptophyta; Magnoliopsida; Fabales; Fabaceae.